This is a messenger RNA of Lactuca sativa (garden lettuce), 2766 nucleotides long. Its product is annotated as U-box domain-containing protein 33. Gene Ontology annotation, molecular function: protein kinase activity; ubiquitin-protein transferase activity; ATP binding. Lineage: Eukaryota; Viridiplantae; Streptophyta; Magnoliopsida; Asterales; Asteraceae. Gene Ontology annotation, biological process: protein ubiquitination; protein phosphorylation. The record is from RefSeq and is a predicted model, not a curated record.
UCGUUUCUUUACAAACAUCACAGUCGAGUCUAACUAAAAGUCAAGCACACUUUUCAUAAACAAUUCCCUAAAAUCCCACUUUAAUGGUCGAAAAUUCCUCCACGGGUGUUAAAAAACGUCAACGGAACUUACGAAGAAAGAUCCGAGUUUCUGACGCUUGAAGUGAAGUGUGGUUUAGCAAUUAAUGGAGCUUUUGAGACCAUCACACCCUCCUGUCACCAUGGCCACCGACGGCUGUUCUGGGUUUUCUCCAGCGGCGAGUUCCCAAGAUGGGUUUCACCUGAACAGUCCGGUGGCGGCGGAUGUUUUCCGUGGUGAUAAGGUUUAUGUGGCUGUUGGGAAGUCGGUGGAAAAGGCAGUGUCUUUGUUUCACUGGACUUUUCGGAGGUUUAGAGGUCGAGAGAUUUGCGUACUUCAUGUUCAUCAACCUUCUCCCUUGAUUCCAACACUUCUCGGUAAACUACCUGCAACUCAAGCAAACCCUGAUGUCGUGUCUGCAUAUAGACGAGAAGAGAAGAACCAGACAGACAAGCUUCUUCUUGAUUACAUGAGCCUUUGCUCUCGAUCAAAGGUUAAUGCAAGCUUCGUGACCACUGAAAAUGAGCAAGUUCGUAAGGGAAUUAUGGAUUUAGUCAACGAAUAUGGCGUACAGAAGCUUGUUAUGGGAGCUGUGCCAGAGACUUGGAUGAAGGUGACGAAGAACUCAAGCAAAUCAAGUUACGCUGCCAAAAACGCUCCUCCAUUUUGUCAAAUUUGGUUUGUUAAUAAAGGUAAACUUAUUUACACGAAAGAACCUUCUGAAUCCUACGAUGUUAUGCCACCAUCGAUUCAUCAAGAUUCCAACACUUUGAGAUCUCAAUCAUUGCAUUACCCCGGAGUGGAAAGGGGGUUACAGCAAGUUUACCAUUGUCCGAGAUCGAGAUCGAUUAGUCCACAUCGUUCACUGGUGAAGACUUCUUCAGAUUCUGGGUGUUCGUCGUCUACAGAACAUGAAGAAGAAGCUUUGUUAUACAAACAACUUGAAGAAGUCAACAUGGAGGCAGAAGCAUCCAGGAAUGAAGCGUUUCAAGAGUUCUUAAAACGAAAAAGAUUAGAAGCACAAGCUUCCGAAGCAAUUAGCAAGGUGAAGGCUUAUGAAUCUGCUUAUGCGCAAGAACUUGAACUAAGAAAAGCUGCGGAGGAGACGCUAAAUUGUGCAAAACGAGAGCAUGAACAACUCUUGGAACGAAGAGAAAUGGCAGCAAACGAACUGCGUAAGGCGAUGAGAAACAUAGCGAUCUUAGAGAAUCAAGUACAAGAAGCAAACCGUAGACGUGAAGAAUCCGCUCAAGAGUUGAAACUCAUUCAAGCAUCAAUUACAACUCUAAAGAUCGAAAAACAAACAGUUCAAAGACAAAGAUUUGAAGCAGCAAAGUGGCUCGAUAGGUGGAAAAUUCGUGAACCUGCGGGAAGUAUAUCUUGUACAGAUGAAUCUACGGCGGCGAGACCACCGGAGUUUUCAUAUCUGGAUUUGGAAACUGCAACUUGCGGUUUUUCUGAGAGCUUCAAGAUUGGAUAUGAAAUGUAUGGUUCUUCCGUUUUUAAAGGUGAAAUGUCGAAUAGAACAGUCGUUAUAAAGAAACUGCAUCCGAAUAACCUGGAAGCACAAUCGGAGUUUCAGCAAGAGGUUCGAGUUGUUGGGAAACUGGAUCAUAAGCAUAUAUUGAAAUUAAUCGGCACAUGUCACGAAGCAUAUGCCCUAGUCUACGAAUACAUGCCUGGAAGCCUCGAGAGUUGUCUUUCCAACAAAAGCAGCUCAUUUUCCUGGAAAACACGAACUCGAAUCAUUUCCGAAAUCGCAAAUACUCUUAUGUUCUUGCACACUUCUCGACCCGAAGAGAUCAUACACGGGAAUUUAACACCCAAAAACAUCCUUCUUGAUUCUGAACUAUCCUGUAAGCUCUGCAAUUUUAGAUUUUCCCCAUUGGUUAACGAGGAAACAUUCCGAUGCCGUAGCUUUCGCCUAUAUGAAGAAGGGAGCGGACCCUUUUCGUUUACUGAUCCGGUGGUUCUUCAAACUGGAAAUUUAACAGCGAAAUCUGAUGUCUAUUCUUUUGGGAUGAUUAUCCUGUGGCUACUCACAGGUAAUCAGUCACCUGGAUUAAGUAACGAAGUAAGAAAGGUGGUUUCCAGUUCAAAAUUGACCUCGAUUUUGGAUGCAUCGGCCGGAGAAUGGCCUAGCUUUGUGGUUAAACGGUUAGCCGAUUUGGGUCUCCGGUGCUGUGAAUCAAACACUAGAGAUCGGCCGGUGGUCUCACCGGUUCUGGUUAAAGAACUUGAACAGUUGUCUGUUAUUGAAGACCGACGAAUCCCUCCUUUUUUCUUGUGUCCGAUUUUAAAGGAAAUCAUGUAUGAUCCUCAGCUGGCGGCGGAUGGUUUUACAUAUGAAGGAGAAGCGUUGUAUGGGUGGUUUAAAAACGGGCGGGAAACUUCUCCGAUGACAAAUUUGAAACUUAGUCAUUUGGAUCUAACUCCGAACCAUUCACUUCGAGUUGCGAUUCAGGAUUGGCUUUGCAAUCCUUGAGCGUAUUUGAGUUAUCGUGGUCGUACAUAUAGUUGUACCUUGCGCAUUGUUGGUUGUACUAUUGCAUAACAUAGUCAUAGAACAUGAUAGUUAAAAGAUGUAAAAUCGGCUCAUUGGCCAUUGCUUGAGUUGUUGUAGUGAGGAAUGAGCUCAAUCACAUAUGUACAAGUUUAAUGAAUAUAGAUUUAUUGGGUUUUUGCAAA